Molecule: messenger RNA, 732 nt
Organism: Verticillium nonalfalfae
Lineage: Eukaryota; Fungi; Ascomycota; Sordariomycetes; Glomerellales; Plectosphaerellaceae
Exons: 1
Coding region: 1-732 (243 amino acids)
Cellular component (GO): intracellular anatomical structure
Molecular function (GO): oxidoreductase activity, acting on NAD(P)H, oxygen as acceptor
Source: RefSeq, a predicted model, not a curated record
AUGCUGACACUGCUGUCAAACGUCACAGUCUACUGCCUAGACGUAUGUCCGGAGCCCAGCGCCGAGUUUAUUGAAGCCCAGAAACGCAGCAGCACGCCGAGCCCGAGCGCCGGCUCGCUGACGUAUCGACAGCAAGACGUCGCCGACACGGAGGGCCUCGACCGGCAGAUCGCAUCCAUCGCCUCGACGCACGCGCGGCUCGACGGCGUCGUGGCGGCGGCGGGGAUCCAGCAGAUCACGCCGGCGGCCGAGUACACGAUCGAGGACCUCAACCGCAUCAUGGCGGUCAACUACGCAGGCGUCUUCAUGACGGCGACGGCGGCGGCGCGGCAGAUGUUCAAGCACAAGUGCCACGGCAGCAUGGUCUUCAUCGCCAGCAUGUCCGGGUCCGUCGCCAACAAGGGGCUCAUCUCGCCGGCGUACAACUCGUCCAAGGCCGCCGUGCUGCAGCUCGCGCGCAACCUCGCCAUGGAGUGGAGCCCGACGAGGGAGGACGGCAGCGGCGGCAUACGCGUCAACUGCAUCAGCCCCGGCCACAUCUUGACGCCCAUGGUGCUGAAGAACUUUGAGGAGGUCCCGGGCCUCAGGGAGAAGUGGGAGUCGGAGAACAUGAUGGGCCGCCUGGCGGAGACGCGCGAGUUUAAGGGGGCUGCCCUGUUCCUGCUCAGCAACGCGAGCAGCUUCAUGACGGGCAGCAACCUCAUCAUGGAUGGAGGUCACACGGCGUGGUGA